This is a messenger RNA of Uloborus diversus, 2078 nucleotides long. RefSeq names its product RNA-binding protein 12-like. The transcript has a single exon. Gene Ontology annotation, cellular component: ribonucleoprotein complex; nucleoplasm. Gene Ontology annotation, biological process: regulation of RNA splicing. NCBI's taxonomy places the organism in Eukaryota, Metazoa, Arthropoda, Arachnida, Araneae, Uloboridae. Gene Ontology annotation, molecular function: RNA binding. The coding region runs from base 47 to 1258 and encodes 403 amino acids. The record is from RefSeq and is a predicted model, not a curated record.
UUCACCUGUUGUUUGUACUGAGAAUGUUAUAAAUAGUUUGGAUCCAAUGCCUUUUUCUAAAUUUCCAAACAACUUUCAUGAAAUCAGUUCACCUGUUUUAAAAGAUAACGCUCAUAAUUCUACUUUUUUUCAACCACACGCAACUCCAUCACCUCCUGAAGAAAUCCAAAGUUUUCCCACAAAUGUAUGCAAUUCCUUCUUGGAACAAAGUUCUAAAUUUAUUGUUCCCCAAAAUAAUAGGAAAUUUUCAAAGCCUGGUUUUCGGCCUAAGCAGUUACAUCACAACCAAAAUUCCAGUAGACAUUUUGUCUUGUUGUCCGGCUUGUCACCAACUUUUACUCUCAAAGACAUUAUUGAUAUGUUCAAAGGAAUUUAUGCGCCACAGGAUUGCAUUAAGUGGAUGGUUGACAGCAAGGGAGUGAAAACUGACAUUGCAAUUCUCCGCUUACAAAAAAGUGAUUUUAAUAGAAUUAAAAGAAAGAAAAAAGUUACUUACAAAGGUAUGAACAUAAGUGUCAAAGUUUGCCCUGCAGCAGUUCAUCGAGCAUAUUUCAUGGAUGAACCCCAGAUUCUUCCAGAGUCGGUGGUUCAUAAAGAUUUGUGUUAUAAAUUAAAGGGUUUACCAUUUAUGGUAACUCGAGAAGAUAUCACACAGUUCUUUAAUGGACUACAAGUCAAAGAUAUUUACAUUGUUUACACAUAUAAGGGGUACACGAGAGGAAUUGCUUUUGUUUCUUUCCCAGAUGUUGGGAAUUUUCUUGCUGCAGGACAAAAGAAUGGGAGUGUUAUGGACAACAAGCAGAUAAAAAUGUCUGCAUGUACUUUACCAGAGGUGAUGGAAUCCAAAAGGAAGAAUGGGGACUUGAAGCCUGAUAUGAAAUUAGAUUCUUCUAAGCGUUCCCUAUGUGCUCUGCUUACUGGACUACCCACAAGUAUAACAAUUUCAAAAGUUUUUGCUUUCUUUUCUAACUUUGGUUUAAGGCCUGACUGUAUUCACGUUUUGCUCAACGAUCAAUACAAGCCGAACGGAAGAGCGUUUGUGGAGUUUACUAAUGUCUCAGAUUUUGAUGCUGCCCUCAAGUGCCAUGGAACUCUUCUGGAGAACAAUCCCAUUUGUGUGAAACAGAUUCUGUUCGAUGAAAUGGUGAAUAUCCUAGACAAACAAAAAGCUAAACAUGGUUUUGGAGAACCUCAAAUGGAAAAGGUUGACAGUUUGCCGGAAAAAGUUCCCUACUUGUGGGAUCCUAGCCGCAGAUAAAGUUGUGCAAGAGAAAAUUAAUUUUUUUUCAGAAAAUUAAACGACAUACUUGCAGUGUGGUGGAUGAGAUGAACAUUUCAUCGAAAAGUAAAAGAAGAAUUCAUUGCCGUAUCGCUCGUUAACGCAUCUGUUCGAGAUGAGAACCAAACUACUAAAAUUAGAAAGGCUUCAAAAUGACAAAUAGAGAAAAUAAAUAAACUUUGCGUCAUUCAACGACAUAUGGAUGCCUCAGUUGCCAAAUGGAUUACUCCACUUUUUAAAAAUAUCCUCAUUUCUGCUUUAAUAGUGCUUAAUCAAUGCUUAGAAUGUGACUUUAUAUUAAACUUUUGGUUCAGUACAUUUCUGAUCCUGCGAUGGCAGAAAAUGUAACACGAGGGCCCAUUCACUCCUAUUGGAGAACACUAUCUUCUUCAUCACUUUUUUCGACUUUUUGUUUCAUGGAGUUAAUCGAUUUAGCAAGUGAAGCAUCCAUACAUCUCGAUAUAAUUUCCACUUGAAGAUAACCUUUACAUUAUAUUUUUAUUUGCAUUACCUUUAAAAAAAUAAAAAACAAGUUACAUUAUAUUUUUAUCUGUAUUACCUUUAGAAAAAAAGAAAAAAAAAAAAGAGUGUAAAAUUGUUAAAGAUAUAGACAGUAAGGAAACAAACAUAAAUUCUAUCAGAACUGAUGAAGUCCUUUCCGCGUAAGACAAAAGCAAGUGUUCGAGUUCCUAGAAAUUUCUCGUUUGACACUGGUAACAAACCCAAAAUAUAAUGAACAGAAUGAUGAUACCGUUAUUAAGGAUGAUGAGGACUAUGGUACUCUUUAGGAAGACAGACC